GACCAAAACAAUCCAACUCCGAAACAUAAUUAACUAUUGACCCAUUUUUCUGAUCAUUACAGUGCAUUGCAUUUAUUGAACUGUAUUUUAAAAUAUUUGUUAAAAGACAGCGCCCGCCAGUUUAUAAAAGUUGCUUAAAAAAAUGUUUGUUUUUUGCUUACUUUUUUCUCUCUGACAUUGAUUAGUUUGGUAGGACUCCCGUUUUUCAAAUUCCAAUAUUUUACUUGAGGAGGAAGUACGGUUUACUGUUUGAAUUUCUUUAUUUAUUUUAUAUAUAUAUAAACUAAAAUGUUAUCCGUUCAAAUGUAUUUAACGUUUUGUAGUUUUAUUAUUUUAAGCUCUUUUGCACAGGAAUUGAGACACAAACCUGUUGAAACCAAGCCAGUCCGACUUUUUACAGAAGAGGACUUAGCAAAAUACAAUGGGCAAGAGGAUGGCCAGCCGAUUUACAUGGCUGUGAAAGGAGUUGUCUUUGAUGUCUCUUCUGGAAAAGACUUUUAUGGGAAAGGUGCCGCAUACAAUGCCCUGGUUGGGAAAGACUCCACAAGAGCUGUGGCGAAGAUGUCUCUUGAACCAGACGACCUCACCUCUGACACUAGCGGACUUACUGAAGAGCAGAUGAAGGCUCUUGAAGACAUUUUCAUAAACGUGUAUAAAGCUAAAUAUCCAAUUGUUGGCUACACUUCCAGACGCAUUCUCAAUGAAGACGGCACCCCAAACAAAAACUUCAAACCUGAAGAUCAGCCCAACUUUACCAUCAAGGAGGAGUUCUAAACACUUCUGUAUGCAAAUUUACUUUUGAAUUAAAAUAAAUAAAUAAAUAAAUAAACACAUUUUUACUCUAACCUACGGUGGUUCAUUGAGGACACUUUUCUGUACUUAAUGAACAUUUGUACUAAAGAGGACUGUGAAUGUUGCAGCGAAAAAGAAGAAAUUGGGAUUGUCACUGAAUUUAACAUUUUUGACCUGGGUAAAGAUGUUUAGAUCAGAGAAUCCACUAUACUGUAUUUUUUCUAAACAAUUUGAAAUUUGACAAAAAUCAACAAAUUGAAUAACAUGCACUGUUAAGCUUUUAAAGGGGAAACUGCUAUUGACUUGUAGAAAGGUCAGAUCUCCCUCAGCAGGUUAAGGUUGUGAACCAUUUAUUUAAUAGCUUACUGUUAGACAGAUGUUUGCAGUAAACACAUACUGUCAUGGGCGAGGUGGCUAUGGUAAUUACACCUAUAGGAGAAUGUUGGUGAGAGCUGGUAACUGGUGUUACUGAUUUGAUAUUGUCUGGAAAAAGAGGUGAUAACAAACAUUGAUUUUGCAGCUGAGCAUUUGAAAACAGUAGUGAAAAUAGGGAAAAUACUUCAGAAACCUAGCACGUUAAUUCCUCCAAAAACAACUGUGACUGUGUUUAGAAAUACAUUUCCCACUAUAGUAGUACACAGUGUAACAAUACUUUCUGAGAUUGUAAGUCAAAUGAUAAGUUAAAAAGACUAAUAAAUACUUGUAUGAAAGUCUCUAUUUAAGAAUUUGUGUUUAAGGUACUGUGUAACCAAAAACUGAAUUAUCUGUAUAUGACCUUGUCCAAAGCCACUUUUUUAUAUUAUUGUUUUGUAAAACCUGAGAGUAAUCACAAUAAAUAGUGUCAUUUAUACAUAA
Molecule: messenger RNA, 1647 nt
Organism: Polyodon spathula (Mississippi paddlefish)
Lineage: Eukaryota; Metazoa; Chordata; Actinopteri; Acipenseriformes; Polyodontidae
Product: neudesin-like
Exons: 4
Coding region: 289-774 (161 amino acids)
Cellular component (GO): endomembrane system; membrane
Source: RefSeq, a predicted model, not a curated record